AUGGCCUUGUUGGGGAAGCGCUGCGACAUUCCCACCAACGGCUGCGGGCCCGACCGCUGGAGCUCCGCCUUCACCCGCAAAGACGAGAUCAUCACCAGCCUCGUGUCUGCCUUAGAUUCCAUGUGCUCGGCGCUCUCCAAGCUGAAUGCGGAGGUGGCCUGUGUUGCUGUGCACGAUGAGAGCGCCUUCGUGGUGGGCACCGAGAAGGGGAGGAUGUUCCUGAGCACACGGAAGGAGCUGCAAUCAGACUUCCUCAGGUUCUGCCGAGGGGCCCCAUGGAAGGAGCCGGAGGCAGAGCAUCCCAAGAAGGUGCCGCGGGGCGAGGGUGGCGGCCGGAACGUCCCUCGGUCUUCCCUGGAGCACGGCUCGGACGUGUACCUUCUGCGGAAGAUGGUAGAGGAGGUGUUUGAUGUUCUUUAUAGCGAGGCCCUGGGAAGGGCCAGCGUGGUGCCCCUGCCGUACGAGAGGCUGCUCAGGGAGCCGGGGCUGCUGGCCGUGCAGGGGCUGCCCGAGGGCCUGGCCUUCCGGAGGCCAGCCGACUACGACCCCAAGGCCCUCAUGGCCAUCCUGGAGCACAGCCACCGAAUCCGCUUCAAGCUCAAGAGGCCGCUUGAGGAUGGCGGGCGGGACUCAAAGGCCUUAGUGGAGCUGAACGGCGUCUCCCUGAUAGCCAAGGGGUCUCGGGACUGCGGCCUGCAUGGCCAGGCCCCCAAGGGGCCACCCCAGGACCUACCCCCCACCGCCACCACCUCCUCUGUGGCCAGCUUCCUGUACAGCAGCGCACUCCCUAACCACACCACGAGAGAGCUCAAGCAGGAGGCGCCCGCCUGCCCGCUUGCCCCCAGCGACCUGGGCCUUGGCCGGCCCGGGCCUGAGCCCAAGGCCUCUGGUGCCCAGGACUUCCCCGACUGCUGUGGACAGAAGCCCCCCGGGCCUGGUGGUCCUCUCAUCCAGAAUGUCCACGCCUCGAAGCGCAUCCUCUUCUCCAUCGUCCAUGACAAGUCAGAGAAGUGGGACGCCUUCAUAAAGGAAACCGAGGACAUCAACACGCUCCGGGAGUGCGUGCAGAUCCUGUUUAACAGCAGAUAUGCGGAAGCCCUGGGCCUGGACCACAUGGUCCCCGUCCCCUACAGGAAGAUUGCCUGCGACCCAGAGGCCGUGGAAAUUGUGGGCAUCCCCGACAAGAUCCCCUUCAAGCGCCCCUGCACGUAUGGGGUCCCCAAGCUGAAGCGGAUCCUGGAGGAGCGACAUAGCAUCCACUUCAUCAUUAAGAGGCAGCCUGGCGCAGGCCAGGAACAGGUCCUGAGCAGAGAUGCCUCCUGGGAGAAGGAACAUGGGCCCCAGCGCCGGAGGAGGCCAGGGAUCCGGGAGGAUUACAGGAUGUCUGUCCCGACCUCACGGCCCCGUGGGCUUCGACCCAUCAUGGCCUGUGUCUCAGUGACAGGUACGGGGACCGACCCUGCUCCCAAGAAGCUCCGUGUUGACUGCAACGAGCCAGGCCUGUCACCACAUCGUAGCCAUCUCACGAUCCUGUCUGGGACCGGGGACAGCGCCCUGUAUCCCUCUGUCCCCAAGUGCUCCCUGCAGGAGCUGGCGGGGGAGCAGACGGGCACCGGCCGGGAGUGUGGCAGGCCUGGGGUCCACCUGUUCCACCGCUUUCCAGCUCCGCUGCACGUCGUGAAGGCGUUGAAAAUCCCCGAUGCCUUCCUUCCUCCAAACCCUGGCAAUAAUGGGCUGCUGCUCAGGGAGGCCCCGCGACCCGAGCUGCUCACCGAGGGAGUCAAAGAGCCCAUCGCGGACAGCCAAGAGAGGGAUUCCGGGGACCCUCUUGUGGACGAGAGCCUGAAGAGACAGGGUUUUCAAGAAAACUACGACGCUCGACUCUCGCGCAUCGACAUCGCCAACACGCUGCGGGAGCAAGUCCAGGACCUGUUCAAUAAGAAAUACGGAGAAGCCCUGGGCAUCAAGUACCCGGUCCAGGUCCCCUACAAGCGGAUCAAGAGUAACCCCGGCUCGGUGAUCAUCGAGGGGCUCCCCCCGGGAAUCCCCUUCCGAAAGCCCUGCACCUUUGGCUCCCAGAACCUGGAGAGGAUUCUUGCAGUGGCUGACAAGAUCAAGUUCACGGUCACCAGGCCUUUUCAAGGACUCAUCCCAAAGCCUGAUGAAGAUGACGCCAACAGACUAGGGGAGAAGGUGAUCCUCCGCGAGCAGGUGAAGGAGCUCUUCAAUGAGAAAUACGGUGAGGCUCUGGGCCUGAACCGGCCUGUGCUGGUCCCUUACAAACUGAUCCGGGACAGCCCGGAUGCCGUCGAGGUCACAGGCCUGCCCGACGACAUCCCUUUCCGGAACCCCAACACAUACGACAUCCACCGGCUGGAGAAGAUCCUGAAGGCCCGAGAGCACGUCCGCAUGGUUAUCAUCAACCAGCUCCAACCGUUUGCAGAAAUCUGCAAUGACGCCAAGGUGCCAGGUAAGGCGGAGUCUGUUCCACGCAGGAGGAAGAAGGCAGGCACAAGGGGACAGGCACGUACCGGCUGA
Molecule: messenger RNA, 2538 nt
Organism: Puma concolor (puma)
Lineage: Eukaryota; Metazoa; Chordata; Mammalia; Carnivora; Felidae
Source: RefSeq, a predicted model, not a curated record